AUGUCGGGGUCUGGAGAUCUGGUCAACUUCGAUUUAAUCGAGACCCAGAAAGAAAACAUCCAAUCACUACCAAGCGGCAGAUCAGCAAGGGCUUUAGUUGCAGCGUUCUCUCCUCUAAGCGAUAGACAUCGCUCACCAUUCAGCCCUGAUAGCACGAAUUCCAUCAACGACGCGGUCCGACACGAGUUCGAGCAGGAGCUUCAAGCGAUAAACGAAUCAGACGACCCUCUUGACAUCUACGACAGAUAUGUGAAAUGGAAUUUAGAUGCUUUUCCAUCAGCCCAAGCGACACCCCAAUCUGGCCUCCUCCCAUUACUCGAACGAGCUACAAAAGCAUUCCUCCCAUCAACGCAUUACAAAAAUGACCCCCGAUAUCUACGUCUCUGGCUACAUUAUAUCAAUCUAUUCUCCGAUUCUCCAAGAGAAACGUUCGCAUUCUUGUCACGGCAUGGAAUUGGCGAGGGGUUAGCUUUGUUUUAUGAAGAAUUUGCUGCAUGGCUUGAGGGCGCUGGCCGGUAUACUCAGGCUGAAGAGGUAUAUAAAUUGGGAUUACAAAAAGAAGCUCGACCCACGGAACGUUUAUUGCGCAAAUUUGGAGCCUUUCAAAGCCGAAUGGAGCAACAGCCGAGAGAUUCAAAUGGACCAUCCUCACCUGCACUGCCUACUGUACGACCAGCCCUUGCCGCUAAAGUCGAUCCGUUUGGAACUACGGGGAGGUCAGCGUCGGACGAUCCACAAGAGGGUAGUAGUACGAGGGGCGCCGGGAGCGGUGCAAAAACACGUAGCAGAAAGCCAAAGAUGGCGAUUUUUAAUGAUGGCGAUGCUGAGCCGAGCUCUGUGGCGCCUGCUUCAAAAGGCUGGGACACCAUCGGAUCGAUGCAGGAAAGGAAGAAAGAAAAUACGAUAGAGCCGCGACCAUGGGCAGGGGAGACAUUGAAAGCUGGAAAGAAGCCAAAUGCAACCCAGAAGAUGGCGAUAUUCAGGGACCCGAAUCUAUUAUUAAAUGAACCAAAAGAGCCUAUUUCCAUCCCAAAUAUUUCACAUACCCAAAAAGAAAGGAUCAAUGCGCGAACGGGGAAAGCCGAGCGUGUUUUCGUUAACCUAGCAGCAAUUUAUCCAGAUCCCAAGAAUCCAACAUAUGAAAUGAGUCUUGAAGAAUUAAGGGCUUUAAGCAGAGGCUGGAUGAAUAAAGAUUGGUCAAAACAAAAGAAAAUUGCUUUAAAAGAAACGUCAAGCAAUAAAUACAAACAACCAGUGACCCGUGUAAAUGGGAAAGUUCCGUCGAAUAAGCUAGAACCCACGGGGGCGCCAGUGACAGAGGAAUGUCAAUUAGACAAGGAAAACCACAGAGCUGUGGAAAUGUGCCAGGAUGUGAAGGAAGAGAAGCCAAGGAAGCUGAAAGUGAGAGAAAUCAAAGGAGAAACCCAGACAGUGAAAAUGAAAUUUGAUUCCCCAACUGGCCCAAAAAUCAAGCGAAGAAAUACCUCUGAGCCCACUAUGACCCUCCAUACUCGUGCAGCAAUUGAUGAGAUAUAUAGCAUUUUCAACCAGCCUUUGAAAGCUGAAUUAAAGGUGGGUGAGGACAGUGAAUAUGAUAGUGAUUGUGAAGAAGACGGAUAUGUUAGCGCCGGUGAAAGUAUAGCUACUGGACGUAUGUCGUCAGGAAACAGUGAGUUUGGUGACGACGAGACCAGUGCUUUUGGACAAACACAGCUUGUCAACACGGAAGCUCCAUCUAUUGACCCAACAAAAACUGAAAUCAGUGAAUGGACUGAGUUCAACCCUGCUCAACACAUUCCAAUACAUUCCGGAAGAGAAAUACAGGGUUCUGGAAAUAUCUCCCAACACUCUGAGAGUGAUGGAAAUUUUUCCAGUUCCCUUAUUGAAUUUAUACCAGACGAGGAGCAAGAAGGUGGUGAUCAUUCUGCUGCUCAAGGUGAUAUGGAUGAGAACAGGUUUGUUCCCCUUGAACCUGAGGACUAUAACCCCCCAACUGGGCCUUACCGUGAUCCUUACAUGGCUGCCCAAAGUCGACUGCCCUUCAUGACGCCAAUUUUAGAGAAAACCGAGUCGUCUUUGGCCUCUACUUUGUUUCGAGAGAGAGGGGCCCUCAGCUUCAAGACGCCAUGUCAGGCUGGUCGUUCAUUUAUUCCUUCCGCGACUCCAGCAAUCCCAGAGAUAGACGAUUUGCUUCUGGGCAGUCCCUUUCAAGAUUAUACUCAAGUAAACGAGUUUGAGUAUACUCAAGAUAUCGAUUCUCCCAGCAAAAUAAAAUCCUCCCCUCCGAAAUCAUCCCCGUUCAAACGAAGCGGCCCUGUGAUUAUCACGGAUCCCCAGUGCAAUCCUAUGGACAACAUGGUACAGCAAAAAAUUUUGCGGAGUGUGAGGCCUGCGCUACACACAUACCUCGAAUAUCAUGACCAUAAGUUAGAAAUGGGAAGCAACGCGGGGGAAAUUAGAAAAUAUUUCAAGAACACAACAAGAGGGACAAAAAAUAACGGAGACGAGCCGGCAGAGGUACCACCAGUUCUUUGCUUUUCAGGCGCAGCUCGAAGUUAUGAGGUGAAACGGCAGUUGGGAGAGGGUGGGUUUGCCCCUGUCUACCUGGUUGAAAGCCUCGAUUCACCAGACACGUUCACCGACUCUGAAGACGACAGUGAAAGCCCUGACACAAGUCCACAGACACCUUCUCCCAGGGCGAAGGGCUUGAAAGUUAAGCCCACUAGAAACAUUGAGCGUGGGCUUUUUGAGGCUAUCAAGGUGGAAACAGAUCCUCCGUCGGCUUGGGAGUUCUAUGUUUUGCGCACUGUCCAUUCUCGCCUCAAUGGGUCAACUGCUUAUAAACGCGCAAAGGACAGCAUCGUACAAGCUCAUGAACUUCACCAUUUCAAAGACGAAGCGAUUCUAAUAGAGGAAUAUCGAAACCAGGGGACACUUAUUGACUUGGUCAACAUGGGCGUCCAAAAUAAUGUUGGACAAGAUCCAGGGCUGAGUGAAAUUGUCGUAAUGUUUUUUGCUAUUGAGCUAUUCCGCACUGUCGAGGCGUUGCAUGCAAGUGGGGUGAUUCACGGAGACCUCAAGGCAGACAAUUGUCUGGUUCGACUUGAGGAAGUUUCAAAUAUCCCAUUUACAAAUGCUAAUCCAGAUGGCCUUGAUUACUGUCCAUCAGGGACAUAUGGUUGGGAAAAGAAGGGUCUUAUGCUAAUCGACUUUGGCCGCGCAAUCGACAUGCACGUGUUCAAUCCCAGCGUCCAGUUUAUUGCUGACUGGAAGAUCGCAGAGCACGAGUGCUCCGAAAUGAGGGAAUGCAGACCCUGGACAUAUCAAGUCGAUCUCUAUGGCCUUGCAGGGGUGAUCUAUGUGAUGCUAUUUGGAAAAUACAUGGAAGUUGUAUCCAAUGCCGACAACGCAAAAAGCUGCCGCCCUGGUAUUGCAUCGGGCCGCAACUAUCGAAUUAAGGAGUCCCUUAAGAGGUACUGGGAAAGGGAAAUAUGGUCUGACGUGUUUGACCUCUGUCUUAAUCCUGCUAGCGAGAAAUGGACGAAUGUUGAACAGCAAUGCUCAAUGUCCAAGGAAAACGUCAAUCUGGAUUCUAAUUUGGCGCUUAGUAGCAGCAGCCUUGCGGGACCACUUAUCCAUUCAAUGCAGCUUGUUCGCCAGCGGAUGGAGGCUUGGCUUAUGGCUAAUGCUGGUCGGAAAGGGCUCCAAGGCCAGCUACACAAGCUUGAGGUUUUGGUCGCUAGACGACGGGCUAGAUUAGGAUUAGAGAAAGAUUAG
Molecule: messenger RNA, 3777 nt
Organism: Ophidiomyces ophidiicola
Lineage: Eukaryota; Fungi; Ascomycota; Eurotiomycetes; Onygenales; Onygenaceae
Gene: BUB1
Product: protein kinase
Exons: 3
Coding region: 1-3777 (1258 amino acids)
Biological process (GO): meiotic sister chromatid cohesion, centromeric; protein phosphorylation; mitotic spindle assembly checkpoint signaling
Molecular function (GO): ATP binding; protein kinase activity
Source: RefSeq, a predicted model, not a curated record